This is a messenger RNA of Saccharomyces eubayanus, 2613 nucleotides long. RefSeq names its product phosphatidylethanolamine N-methyltransferase (gene CHO2). The transcript has a single exon. Gene Ontology annotation, biological process: phosphatidylcholine biosynthetic process. Lineage: Eukaryota; Fungi; Ascomycota; Saccharomycetes; Saccharomycetales; Saccharomycetaceae. Gene Ontology annotation, molecular function: phosphatidylethanolamine N-methyltransferase activity. Bases 1 to 2613 code for a protein of 870 amino acids. The record is from RefSeq and is a predicted model, not a curated record.
AUGUCCAACUGUAAUAUUACCGUGUCUGAGAUGGUUGAUCCUGUGGCAAAAGACAAGGGAUCUGGUUACAGUAAGGCUAAAACGCGGUCGAGUAAUGUAACAUUCAGACCGCCUGUGACCCACGAUAUGGUGCGUUCGCUUUUUGAUCCAACUUUAAAGAAAUCUUUACUGGAGAAAUGUAUUGCACUCGCCAUUCUAUCAAAUUUUUUUAUUUGUUACUGGUCUUAUCAGAGAUUUGGCAUCCAGUUUACAAAGUAUUUUUUUCUUUUGCAAUAUAUGUUCUGGAGAAUAGCCUAUAAUCUGGGUAUUGGUCUUGUGCUACAUUACCAGUCCCAUUAUGAAACUUUAACAAACACUGCUAAAACCCAUGCGAUUUUUAGUAAGGAGACGCCGCAGACACAACAUGGCAGUUCAGGUUUCUCAACAAACUCUAAUGCGUUCUCAGAAAAGUUCUGGAAUUUUAUCAGAAAAUUCUCUCAGUAUGAGAUCAGGUCAAAAAUGCCAAAAGAAUAUGAUUUAUUCGCUUAUCCAGAAGAAAUCAACGUUUGGUUGAUUUUCCGUCAAUUUGUUGAUUUGAUCUUGAUGCAAGAUUUUGUAACUUACAUCACUUACGUUUACCUUUCCAUCCCAUACAACUGGGUUCAAAUCUGCAAUUGGAGAUCUCUAUUUGGUGUCAUUUUGAUCCUAUUUAAUAUUUGGGUCAAAUUGGAUGCGCAUCGUGUUGUUAAGGAUUAUGCUUGGUACUGGGGUGAUUUCUUCUUCUUAGAAGAAUCAGAAUUAAUUUUUGACGGUGUUUUCAAUAUCUCCCCUCAUCCAAUGUAUUCCAUUGGUUAUUUGGGUUACUAUGGUCUAUCGUUGAUUUGCAAUGACUACAGAGUUCUUUUGGUGUCCGUAUUUGGCCAUUAUUCACAAUUUCUAUUUUUGAAGUACGUAGAGAAUCCUCACAUAGAAAGAACCUAUGGCGAUGACUUUGGUUCCGAAUCUCAAGUAAACGGUAGAAUUGAUGAUUUGAUUUCAAAGGAGAAUUACGACUACUCAAGACCACUAAUCAACAUGGGAUUUUCGUUUAACAAUUUUAACAAGCUAAGAUUUACCGACUAUUUCACUAUUGGUACUGUAGUGGCGCUCACCUUGGGAGCAAUCCUAAAUGUAAAUUCCAUUAAUUUGAAUUAUUUGUUCAUUACCGUUUUUAUAAUAAAAUCGGUUUCCUGGCUAUUUAUCUCCACUAUACUGUAUAAACAAUCUAAGACCAAAUGGUUUACAAGAUUGUUUUUAGAAAACGGGUACACUCAAGUGCAUUCGUAUGAACAAUGGCAAUUCAUUUACAAUUAUUAUUUGGUGUUAACAUACACACUGAUGACAAUUCAAACUGGCCUUCAAAUGUGGAGUAACUACUCGAGCAUAAAUAACAGUCAAAUAAUCUUUGGUUUGAUUCUUGUAGCUUUACAAACCUGGUGUGAUAAAGAAACUAGGCUAGCCAUUUCUGAUUUCGGUUGGUUUUAUGGUGAUUUCUUCUUAAGUAACUACAUCUCGACCAGAAAGCUAACUUCCCAAGGUAUCUAUAGAUACUUAAACAACCCUGAAGCAGUUUUGGGAAUUGUCGGUAUUUGGGGUACCGUGCUGAUGACAAAUUUUGCUGUACCAAAUAUAAUCUUAGCUGUUUUGUGGACUUUAACAAACUUCAUUCUAGUCAAGUUCAUUGAAACUCCUCAUGUCAAUAAAAUUUACGGUGAGACUAAACGCGUUAGUGGUGUUGGAAAAACUCUGUUGGGCUUGAAGCCUUUGAAACAAGUUUCAGAUAUUGUCCAUAGAAUCGAAAAUAUCAUCGUUAAAUCUCUAAUCGACGAAAGCAAAAAGCCCAAUAGUGAGGCAGAACUCUUACCUAAAAACUAUCGAGAAAAUAAGGAUUGGAGCGCCUUGAUCCAAGACGCAAUGGACAGCGUUGCGACAAGGUUGAGUCCGUACUGUGAAUUGAACAUUGAAAAUGAAGUCACCGAAAAUAAUUUUGUGUCGCCUGAACCAAUAACUUUAAACUGGAAACUGCCUAUCGAACUUUAUAAUGAAGACGAUUGGAUCGGGCUGUAUAAAGUCAUCGAUACAAGGGCUGACCGUGAAAAAACAAAAGUUGGUUCAGGUGGUCACUGGAGUGCGACUUUCAAAACCUCAUACAUGAACCACGGCUUGAGACAUAAAGAAUCUAUCACAGAUUUCAAGGUAAAUGAAAAGUACGUUCAAGGCAAAAUAACAUUUGAUACAUCUUUACUGUUCUUUGAAAAUAGUAUCUACGAAUUUAGGUAUCACUCCGGAAACUCCCAUAAGGUUCUAUUGAUUUCUACACCAUUUGAAAUCUCGUUGCCGGUAUUGAACACUGAAACGUGUGAACUUUUUGAAAAGGACUUAACUGAGUUUUUGACCAAAGUAAAUGUUUUGAAGGACGGUAAAUUUUAUCCUCUAGGCAAUAAGUUCUUCGGAAUGGACUGCUUGAAACAGUUGAUAAAAAUCUCGAUUGGCGUUGAGCUUUCUACUGAAUAUAUAAAGAGAGUGAACGGUGAUGCUAACGUUAUCUCGCAUAGGGCCUGGAGUAUAAAGCAAACGCUUGAUAGUCUUGCAUGA